UACAAGUUGAGAAUUGGAUUUUCCACAUCCGCGACACGGGACGCACAUAUUCUUGAGACCAAACAAACCCCUUCUUCUAAAGAAGUACAAGUUGAGACCAAACAAACCUUUUCUUCUAAACAAGUACGAAGAAAUUAGGGCUUUACAAAACAGAAAACAGUAAGAGAGCAUUCAUCAUUAAGAAUUAAAAAACAAAAUGAACGCCGGCAGCAGCACUCCAAAUAAUCAAAAUGGGAGCCUCACAAAGCAACUACCGCCAGAGUCAGUGCCUUUAUUUCAAGAAGGCAUAUUUCUAAUUCUCAGAUGGUCAGCUCUCCAACUCGCAGUUGAAAACGAGUGGGGCGGUCGCGGCUCGCGCCAGUUAGCUGAUCAGAUCGGCUUCGAUAUUUUCUCCUGGUUCACUCAGUCUAAAGAGCCACUUUAUAUCGAUGAUUUAGAAAAUAUAUUGGACGAAGGUAUGAUUUCUCUCAAUACCAUGAUUGAGGAUGGCAGCGUUGAGGAGGUAGCAGAAAAAUUAAUGAUCAUGCAUGAAGAGUGUUUGGAAGGCAACUAUCACACUAUUGAACAAUUGAGGCAAGCACGUCCUACUGCAGGAGUUCAUCAACACAUAAGACAGGCUGCAAAUGGUGAUGAUGAUGAGGAUGAUGACAGCAGUGAUGAUGACGAUAAUAGCAUGGGUGAUAAUAGAUCAAACAUGAUGAUGGAUGCACCAAAAUUUCAGUCAAAGCCGAAUGAAGUGAACAUGCAGGUUAAUGAGCCAAGUUGCCAGGAGGCUCAAGUAGAAGAUGAAUGGACGGUCAUCUCAUCUAAGAAAAACCGCGGUAAAAGGAAUUAGUUUCAACAUGGUUGAGUCAGUAUAUAAUUUACCUUUUUGUUUUUGGCCUCUCCCCUCUUCCUGCAUCAAUGUAAUAUGUGUUGCUAUGGCUUCUUUUGGCCCCUCAAUUUUGCCAUGUUUGAACGAAGUUGUUCAGUAGAGUGUAAUUUGCUAAGAGGUGAAUUUUAAAACGGCAUAGCAUACUGAUUGAAUCCAUGGGACGCAUUUCAACUUAA
Messenger RNA from Ricinus communis (castor bean), 1050 nucleotides. Its product is annotated as pre-rRNA-processing protein TSR2 homolog. Lineage: Eukaryota; Viridiplantae; Streptophyta; Magnoliopsida; Malpighiales; Euphorbiaceae. The record is from RefSeq and is a predicted model, not a curated record. Gene Ontology annotation, cellular component: nucleus. Gene Ontology annotation, biological process: maturation of SSU-rRNA from tricistronic rRNA transcript (SSU-rRNA, 5.8S rRNA, LSU-rRNA).